Messenger RNA from Penicillium waksmanii, 1068 nucleotides. Its product is annotated as ankyrin repeat domain-containing protein. The transcript has a single exon. The record is from RefSeq and is a predicted model, not a curated record. Lineage: Eukaryota; Fungi; Ascomycota; Eurotiomycetes; Eurotiales; Aspergillaceae. Gene Ontology annotation, molecular function: protein binding. The coding region runs from base 1 to 1068 and encodes 355 amino acids.
AUGGAACAGCAACUGAAUUUUAGUAACGAUCGAUCAAGCGACAUUACAAACACCAUUCUUCCACUUCCCCCUGAGUUAUUAUAUGACAUACUGGACUACCUGUCACUUGAGGACACGAUCUCGUUUGCCUUCUGCAGAUUGGACUUUUUACUUGCCUCGCUUGAUUUCCUCAAGCACAAAGUGGGCUCCACGCUUCGACAUCUGGAUUCUCUAGCUGUACUAUUCAACGAAAAUCAGUGGCCAAGCUCUUGGCUAUACAAGAUUGUUAAAAGCUCGAUCUAUUGCGAGCAACCACUACUUAGGGAUAUUUGUAUCCUGACAAACAUCUUCGAAGAUAUUGACUGUCCGGCAAGGAUUAUGCAGAACAUUAUCUUUGAAUGUCCCGGGUCUCAGUGGCCAGUCUCACAUAGCUGUGUUCUUCGAGGCUUCAAAGGAAUUGGUGCCCUGUAUUUACAGCGAAGCCCACAUGCUAUUUUUGAUACGGAUAAAUUAGGCAUGAGCAUUUUACAUGUUUCCAUCCUAAAUCGGGCUCCGCAAGUCUUCGACGUUGUCCACCGAAUUUUGAAACGAACCCCCGAGCCAGAGCAAGUCGACUAUGUCAAUAAGCUUGACUGUAUGGGCCACACGGCGUUGACAUAUGCGAUAUCUACAUAUUCCGUGGAUAUGCUUGAUGCACUGGUCCAUGUUGGGGCAGAUAUCAAUCGUAGAGACUUUUUCGGCUUCACGCCACUCAUCGAAGCUGGCUACUUUGGAUAUAGAGAAAUAAUCGACUGUUUGAUUAAGCAUGGUGCGGUCUUUACUGCCCGGGAUGGCGUUGGUCAUUCUAUCUUGGAACACAUCAUGAACGGCAAAUCUGAGAUGAAGGAGCAGCUCUUGGAACAUAUCGGUCCAUUUGCUAGUCAAGAACAGCUAGACAGGGCCCUAAUAUAUGACUUUGAGAAUACGAGCGGGCAUACGGCGACGCUGGUAAAGCUUGGCGCAAAUCCUGACAAUGUGGGUCUAUCGGCUGGUGACGUUCAAUCCAACUCAUCGUCAUCGAAGGCUCUUGAAUCUGAUAUACCUGAAUGA